AUGACGCUAAACGACUUCAUCAGGAGGUAUGUUGAUCCCAAUUUCCUGUUCGAAGGCCGCAAUGUAAUGAUGGAGGUGUUUGCUCGUAGGCCUGAGACUUACGUCACGGACCCGGGGCUUCGCGGGGCCAUUCUUAGCGUACCAGAGUGUCAGAAGUACGCGCUUCGUGCGGAAGUAAUCAAGCUAAUGGAGCAUAGAUUGGGUACCCUUCAACACUGGAAGGGUUUUGAACACAAGGAAAUUGUUUUUCCUAUUACAAGGACAAUACUCCAAUCAGCCCUUGACGCGGCGGAGGCAAACGAAAGUGCAACUCGAAUACUGGCAGUUGGCAGACUGCCGAUACCGGAUGGUUUCUACGACUCAGUGCUAAACGCGCAAUGCAGCCACGCCUUGGAGUUUCACGAGGGCGAAGGAAGCCACAGACGGUUGCGCAUGAAGGUGAAAGCAGGCCAACCACCAACACAGUUGUGGGAUUACACAGUGCAGGGCAGGACUCUUCUGCCGGUGGAAGAUGCAGAGCAGUUUAUUGCACCGCGCCCCCGGCUGAUGAUACUCACCUCGAAGCAGAUGUGGCCGUACUCCCUGGAGGGGGAGCCUCUUGCCGACUGCUACGUCAACCGCGAAGUGCAGCGGGUGUGGCGGAUCGUCGAAAGGGAUCUUACCGAAUGGUUUACCACCCGCGAAGGGGAAUUGCAGGGGCCGAUGCGGCGGCUCUUGAUUGGGACGCCCGGCAUCGGGAAAUGUAUGAACGUUGGCUCCUACCUUCUUUACCAGCUGCUGCGCUACGGCGAUACGAAACUCAAAGUCGUUGUCUACUCCUUUGGAAUAAUCUCGGCAUACGUGUUUGACAGGACGACGAAAAAAGUGACAAACUAUGAGGGAGCGGGCAAUGUGAGAAGGGUUUUGAUUGCUUUGGCUGCGAGUGGAAUGGAUGGAUUUAUUAUCUACGAUGCGUUUCGCCAGGGUCAAGGGCCCACGCGGGAUUUUCCCCCCGUCCGCGCAGGGGGCAUCAUUGUGUUGACAUCCCCAAGCGAAAAUAACUAUAAAGGGUGGGCGAAGCAAAGAGAUUGCCAAAGGCAAAACAUCGUGAAUUGCCCUGACUAG
This is a messenger RNA of Trypanosoma conorhini, 1104 nucleotides long. RefSeq names its product retrotransposon hot spot (RHS) protein. The coding region runs from base 1 to 1104 and encodes 367 amino acids. The record is from RefSeq and is a predicted model, not a curated record. The transcript has a single exon. NCBI's taxonomy places the organism in Eukaryota, Euglenozoa, Kinetoplastea, Trypanosomatida, Trypanosomatidae.